AUGGUUCAGGCCGGAUUGGCUCAGCCGGCGCCGAGCACGGGGGCGCCGGCGAUGGCGGCAGCGGCAGCGGCGGUGCACGUCGCGCUCAAGAUCCCCUCCGGCGGCGGGCCGUAUGCACGGGCCAAGCACUACCAGCUAGUGGAGAAGGACCUGGACGCGUCGAUCGCGUGGUUCUGGAAGGCGAUCGAGACGGGGGACAAGGUGGACAGCGCGCUCAAGGACAUGGCGGUGGUGAUGAAGCAGCGCGGCUACCUGGACGACGCCGUGGACGCCAUCCGGUCGCUGCGCCACCUCUGCCCGGGGAAGCAGUCGCAGGAGUCCCUGGACAACAUCCUGCUCGACCUCUACAAGGCCAGCGGGCGCACCAAGGAGGAGAUCGAGCUGCUCAAGCACAAGCUCCGCCGGAUCUACCACGGCCAGGCAUUCCCCGCCGACAAGGCCACCAAGCGCGCCCGCUCCCACGGCCGCAAGAUCCACGUCUCCGUCCAGCAGGAGACGUCCCGGGUGCUGGGCAACCUCGCCUGGGCCUACAUGCAGCAGUGCAACUUCAUGGCGGCCGAGGCCGUGUACCGCAAGGCGCAGAUGGUGGAGCCCGACGCCAACAAGGCCUGCAACCUCGCGCUGUGCCUCAUGGAGCAGGGCCGGCUGGGGGACGCCGAGGGGGUGCUCGCCGACGUGGUCGCCGGCGCGUUCCGCGACGGGAGGGAGAGGGAGCACGGCGGCGGGAAGGUCGUCAGGAAGGCGGAGGAGCUGCUGGAGCGGAUCAGGGCGGAGACAGGCGGCGGCGGCGAGAAGGAGGCCGGGGAGGAGGACGGCGCCGAGGCCGACGAGAUGGCGGAGCUUCUGGACAUGGUGGCCAGGCAGUGGGCCGCGCCGUACCGGAAGAGCCACCGGAGGCUGCCCGUGUUCGAGGAGAUCACACCCUUCGGCAGGGAGCAGAUGGCUUGCUAG
Messenger RNA from Triticum turgidum subsp. durum (durum wheat), 951 nucleotides. Lineage: Eukaryota; Viridiplantae; Streptophyta; Magnoliopsida; Poales; Poaceae. The record is from the annotation of a GenBank genome assembly.